UAAUUUGAGAAAGCUGGAUUUUAGCAUUUCCUCAGUCGAUGACUGACAGUGAAAAUUAGCUCCGAUCAAUUCUGACUGGUUUCUCAAAUGUCAAUCUCGCCAUGAAAAUUCCAGAGGCCAUUUCUUCCAAACUUGCUUUUUGAUAACAUACAAUCGUAGUCUUGGCCUGAAAAUCGCCUUUUCCGAGCCAAUCCAAUCCACAGAGCUCUAAAGCUACUUCAGCCAUGGCGGCGAAAUUGAAGUUAAGGUCGUCGUCGUUUCCGGCGGCGAUGUGCGGCUUGGUUCUGGCGCUGAGCUUGCUUGCGUUCGUAUCGGAAUCGAAAUCGCCUCAGGCGUUCAGGAGAGAUCCGGGACACCCGCAGUGGCACCACAGCGCCUUCCACGACGUCCGAGACAGCAUUCGAUCCGAUGUCCGUCGAAUGUUGCAUUCUCGAGCUGAGGUACCAUUCCAAGUUCCGCUUGAAGUAAAUGUAGUUCUCAUCGGUUUCAAUGACGACGGUGGUUAUAGAUACUCUUUAGAUGCGCACAAAUUGGAAGAGUUCUUGAGAGUCAGCUUUCCAUCACACAGGCCCUCUUGUUUCGAGACAGGCGAGCUUCUUGAUAUCGAGCAUCAUAUCGUCUUUAACGCAUUUCCUGCUGGGCAGCCAGAGCUGAUAGCUCUAGAGAAGGCACUGAAAGAUAAUAUGGUUUCGACAGGGACAGCAAGAGAGGCUGGUUUUGGAAGAGAGGUGCCUUUGUUUGAAGUUGAGGCAACAGCUGUAGAGCCAGUAUUUCAGAGGUUAUAUUCCUACAUAUUUGACAUGGAUAGUAUGGCCUCGUCAGCAGAAGAGAUGGACAGACCCGUGCCUAAUGCAAUAUUUAUUGUCAAUUUCGAUAAGGUAAGGAUGGAUCCUAGGAAAAAUGACACUGAUCUCGACGACUUCAUGUACGGAAAAGUUUCCCAGCUAACCGAGGAAGACAAGAAAGGACAAGAAGGAGGCUAUAUCUAUCGCUACCGAUAUAAUGGAGGUGGAGCAACUCAAGUAUGGCUAGGCUCUGGCAGAUUUGUUGUGAUUGAUCUCUCAGCAGGCCCGUGCACGUAUGGAAAGAUUGAAACUGAAGAGGGUAGUGUGAGUCCUAGGACACUCCCACGUUUACAGAAUGUGAUGGUUUCAACUGGUCUAGCUAUGAUUACCGAUCAUAUUACUCAUGAUACCUUCACUGGUCAACUUGCCUCUUUGAUAUCCACAACGGUGGAGCAUGUUAUUGCUCCGGAUGCUAGAUUUGAAACUGUUGAUCUUGCAACAAGGCUGCUUAUACCAAUAAUUGUCCUUCAAAAUCAUAAUAGAUACAACCUUAUGGAUAAGGGCCACAACUAUAGUAUAAAUCUGGAAGCAAUUGAGACAGAGGUAAAGAAGAUGGUUCAUGAUGGUGAAGAAGUAGUUCUUAUUGGGGGUUCACAUUUGUUACAUCGCCAUGAGAAGCUGGCUAUUGCUGUUGCAACAGCCAUGCGAGGCCAUUCCCUCCAAGAAACCAAGAAGGAUGGUCGUUUCCAUGUCCAUACCAAGACAUAUCUAGACGGUGCUCUUCUUAAGGAAGAAAUGGAACGUUCCACCGAUUUACUUGCUGCUGGUUUGCUUGAGAUGGCUGACCCUUCCCUUUCAAAUAAAUUUUUUCUCCGCCAGGAUUGGAUGGAUGAUACUGACGGUAGUAGUGAUUCCAUUUUAAAGCAUAAGCCUCUUUGGGCUACAUAUGACUCAAAACUUGGCAAGAAGAAAAAGAAAACAGUAAAGAAAGAGGGAAGUUUAUAUCGGACCUAUGGAACCAGAGUAAUUCCUGUCUUUGUGCUAUCACUGGCUGAUGUUGAUCCGCAGCUUAUGAUGGAAGAUGAAAGUCUUGUAUGGACUAGCAAGGAUGUUGUCAUUGUACUUGAGCAUCAAAAUGAAAAAAUACCUUUAAGCUAUGUUUCAGAAACAGAGAGAAGGUAUGCCUUUCCAUCACAGGCUCAGCGCCAUAUAUUAGCUGGACUAGCUUCCGCUGUGGGAGGAUUGAGCGCACCGUAUGAGAAGGCUUCUCAUGUGCAUGAAAGGCCAGUUGUGAAUUGGCUCUGGGCAGCUGGUUGUCAUCCAUUUGGACCAUUUUCUAACACUACUCAAGUUAGUCAAAUGCUUCAAGAUGUUGCAUUGAGGAACACUAUAUAUGCGCGUGUGGAUUCCGCACUUCGCAGAAUUCGUGAUACAUCAGAGACUGUACAAAACUUCGCAGCAGAGUAUCUGAAAACCCCGCUUGGUGAACCGGUGAAGGGAAACAAAAACAAAACAACAGCCAAGCUGUGGUUGGAGAAGUUUUACAAAAAGACCACUCACUUGCCGGAACCUUUUCCGCAUGAAUUAGUUGAACGAUUGGAGAAAUACUUGGACAAUCUUGAGGAACAGCUAGUAGAUUUGUCUUCACUGUUGUACGACCAUCGCUUACAAGAUGCACAUUUGAACAGCUCAGAAAUCUUCCAAAGCUCCUUAUUUACGCAGCAGUAUGUAGAACAUGUAUUGUUUAACGAAAGGGAAAACAUGAGGUGUUGCGAAAUCGAGUACAAAUACCCAGUGCAGUCUUCUCAAGCUUACAUCUAUGGAGGGAUUCUUAUAGCCGGAUUCGUAGUGUAUUUUGUUGUCAUUUUCUUUUCAUCUCCUGUGCGCUGACAUAAAAAAAAUUAAUUGUUUUGAGGGUUACAUGCCUCUCUUUGUAGAAGAAUGUAGAAGGAAAACUACGUCAACAUAAUAGAAUUUAGUAAGGGUGGCAAUUCGUGUCAGUGGGUCGUAU
Messenger RNA from Morus notabilis, 2796 nucleotides. RefSeq lists its product as uncharacterized. The transcript is spliced from 16 exons. The record is from RefSeq and is a predicted model, not a curated record. Lineage: Eukaryota; Viridiplantae; Streptophyta; Magnoliopsida; Rosales; Moraceae. The coding region runs from base 225 to 2675 and encodes 816 amino acids.